This is a messenger RNA of Trichomycterus rosablanca, 2851 nucleotides long. It is a transcript of the gene fbxl4, whose product is annotated as F-box and leucine-rich repeat protein 4. NCBI's taxonomy places the organism in Eukaryota, Metazoa, Chordata, Actinopteri, Siluriformes, Trichomycteridae. Bases 153 to 2144 code for a protein of 663 amino acids. Gene Ontology annotation, cellular component: SCF ubiquitin ligase complex. Gene Ontology annotation, biological process: SCF-dependent proteasomal ubiquitin-dependent protein catabolic process. The record is from RefSeq and is a predicted model, not a curated record. The transcript is spliced from 8 exons. Gene Ontology annotation, molecular function: protein binding.
ACAGUAAUGGAGGAUCUGCAGCUCAAUUCUGAUUCAGUCUCAAGCAUGCAGUUCGGCCUGUAGGACCGUAGAGCUCUGCCAGCCCUUGUGCCAUCAAGUGCCCCGUUUUCAGCAUGUAGCAUGCGCCCCCCACUCUUUUAUACACUGUGUGUAUGUUAGUAGCAUGUAGCCCCCCUGUCCCUGAUCCUUGUACCCCUCUGUUCCCUAUGCUCACUCUUCUCGGUGUGUUCUCCUGGGUGUGUUUGCAUUGGCGUCGGCGCAGGACCGGCGCCCGCUGUGAUGCUGCGUUUACGUGCAGACUCGCCACCCUCCCUGCCACGGGUGAGACAGAGGCGGAGCUGGAUCAGUACGCUAAGGAGGUGCUGGACUUUAGCUCACAUUAUGGAGGAGAGGGGAGCAUGUCGUACACCAUGUGGAACGCAGCCGGAGCGCCCAGCGUCUUCCCCAGCACUGGUGACUUCACCCACACGGCCGUGUUUCGGACCUACGGCCGCUGGUGGGAGGACGAGCACACGGAGCGACGCUUCAGCUGCACGCCCAGCUCCUUCCACAGUCGGGAUUUUCUGGAGGUGGCAUUUGAGGAGCAGGUUUUCCCCACUGCGGUCAGUGUGCUAGAGACCUACCACCCUGGUGCCAUCGUCCAGAUCCUGGCCUGUUCACUGAACCCCUACUCCCAGAACCACACGUCUGAUAUCAGGUGGGAGGUGCUUUGGGCAGGAGAACCCACUAGGUUGGGAACCCCUCAGGCACGCAGUUUUUCGCCUCCAAUUCGGCGGAUCAGCUUUGCCACCAAUCUGCUGCGUGUGGAGGUGAACGGUUCACUGCUGGAUUAUUACACCGAGCUGGAUGCCAUCGUGCUGCGGGGGGUGCGGAAUAACGCCAGUGACAUCAGCACACGCAUCAGUGACAUCACCACACACAUCAGUGACAUCACCACAUGCAUCAGUGACAUCAGCACAGCCGUGAACAGCCUCACUGUCUCUGAUAACGACAUCACUACAUCCAACAGUCACUCCAAAACCUGCGGUAAUGACAUCACAUCACUAAACGCUGACAUCACCACACCCGGCAGCAACAUCGCCACGGGCAACGGCUACUUCGACAAGCUCCCGUACGAGCUGAUCCAGUUGAUAAUGAAUCACCUGGCGGUACCGGACCUGUGCCGGUUGGCUCAGACCUGCCGUUUGUUGAGGCGUCACUGUUACGAUCCUCUCCAGUACGUCCAGCUCAGCUUCCAGCCGUACUGGUUCCUCCUGAACGACCAGGUCCUGUUUCACCUCCAGUCCCGCUGCACCCUCCUCCAGCGCCUCCACGCCUCCUGGACCGGCAACCGGGGCGCCGUGACGGCCGGCGGCUUCUGCAGCUUCAUCAGGGCGUGCGGGGCCGGUUUGUUGUGUCUGGAGCUGUCGUGUUGUCACUUCCUGAAUGAAGCGUGUAUGGAGGUGAUCUCUCAGACCUGCGUGAACCUUCAGGAGCUCGACCUGGCGUCAUGUGAUCGUCUGGAACCUCAGGCCUUCAAUCACAUCGCUAAACUCAGUCGGCUACGACGUCUCGUCCUGUACAGAACCAAGACAGAGCAAACAGCGAUCCUCAGUAUCUUGAUGUUCUGUACUGAACUGACUCACCUGAACCUGGGCAGCUGUGUAAUGAUAGAGGACUAUGAUGUGGUGGUGAGCGUGCUCAGUGCGCGCUGCCGCUCGCUCAUCUCUCUGGAUCUGUGGCGCUGCAGGAGUCUGAGCGAGCGCGGCUUAGCUGAGCUAGCGUCCGGCUGCAGAGCUUUAGAGGAACUGGACCUGGGCUGGAGCUCCGCCCUCCACAGUGGCCCCGCCCUCCACGGUGCAACCGCCUCCUUCAGACACGCCGUACGCAAACUCAACCGCCUGCGCCGACUCUACCUCACCGCCAACCGCAACAUCUGUAACGCCGACAUCGAGCACAUCGCUGCACACUGUCCUGCUCUGGAACAUCUGGAUAUACUGGGGACCCGGAUGGUGAGCCCGGCGGCUCUGCGCAGGUUGUUGCAGGCGUGUCCUCGUCUGCGUCUGCUGGACGUGUCCUUCUGCUCUCAGAUCGAUAUGAGGAGCGUACAGGAGCUCAGCGCCCUCUUCCCAAACGUUUUCAUCAAAAAGAGCUUCACCCGCUGACCUCUCACCCGCUGACCAUUCACCUCGUGCUCUGACCAGGCCGCACCUCCACUGCACCGUUUCGAACCCUCUGCAGAGUGAAGUGUGAUGAUACUAAAGUACCUGGAGUGCAUCACUGCUGUGCACGUGAGGAGCCUCAGUGUUUUUUCUUUAAACUGGGGUCGGGGUUUAAGGUGCGAGAGAAUAAAGGUGCUGCUGUGGGUUUGGAGGGUUCCAGAUGUUCUGUGUAAGAACUAAAUGAUUCUGCUUGUGUGAACAUGAAAAAACCUCAGAAACAGAAAUUCUGGCUGUGUCCCAAACGCAGUUAAAAGGGAUAGGACGCCACUGCUGGUGUUCUGAUACUCAUCUGAUAUUUGGAACACAAGCAGAUUUUACAAGAAUAUUUUUAAUCAUUUGUUGGAGAUUUUGCUGUUUGUGUUUUUAACAUCAGGUGAGGAUCAAACCCAGUAGCUCAGUGUCCUGUACAGCACCCACACCACCGCUGUACCACGGUCAGAUUUGAUCAGAAACGUCUGAUGGAACCCGUCUGAUUUUACUGUCUCCUGAGUAGAACUGCAGGGUCUGGUACGGCCGCUGUUUACAUGUCAAAUAAAAAUGUCUUUAUAAUUAAAUAAUUCAGUGAGUUAAUCAGAACUGUGAUUCAAGUAAAACUGAUUUAUUAAUCUGCAGAAACUUUUUAUUAUUGAUAAUUAAAUUGAAUUAUAAAG